Messenger RNA from Cydia splendana, 1666 nucleotides. Its product is annotated as serine/threonine-protein kinase phg2-like. The transcript has 5 exons. Gene Ontology annotation, cellular component: nucleus. NCBI's taxonomy places the organism in Eukaryota, Metazoa, Arthropoda, Insecta, Lepidoptera, Tortricidae. Bases 41 to 1663 code for a protein of 540 amino acids. Gene Ontology annotation, molecular function: DNA binding. The record is from RefSeq and is a predicted model, not a curated record.
UAACCAGAAACUAAUAAAGACACAAAACAAACAAGUCACCAUGUCAGAACAACGCGUAAAACGCAAGAAGCUAACCCUAACACUCAAAAUCAAGAACGAAAUAAUAAACCGGAUAGACGCGGGCGAAACCUACAGCCAACUCUCCCGAGAAUUCAACAUUGGUCGGUCCACCAUCUACGACAUUUACAAAAACCGUCACAAUAUAGGAACAGCCGCUAAACUUCCAUACAAAUCUGAAAGAAAAACUUUAAGAUCAGCCGAUAAUCCGGAGUUGGAAGAGAAAUUAUACCAAUGGUAUUUAGAAGAAAAAAGUUUAUAUCCUAUGACGGGGUCGCUGAUAAUAUUGAAGGCGAGGACUUUACACAAGGAGAUGACGGGGAGGGAUGACUUUAUGGCCAGUACGGGGUGGCUGGAUCGGUUUAAGAAGAGGAGGGGUAUAGUGCUGGGGGGGAUUAAAGGAGCCAGCUCUUCAAGGCCGGAGACUCCACCAAUAGUACGAGACCCUUUACCAGAACCAGUACCCGGACCAGCCGCAGAGGACGGCCAAGUUGAGAAGACUAAAGGGGAACAACUCGUGAUCAGGGUGACGGACAAUAUGAACUCCAAAAGAAACGUUUUCAACACGUUCACAAUCAAUGAUGGCCAUUUUGAAAACGUCAUUGUCAAGGAGGAAAGGUUGGGAGGUGAAUACCAGGCGGAAGAACAGGAGAUGGAACCAACAGAAGAUGAGGUGGACGAGCCCCAUGAUCAGGAAGCGAUGUUCCCGCAGCCUGAGGCUAUUUUGGGGGGAAUGGAUGAGGUGAUGGAGGAGAAGAAUUCCGUGAUCAGGGACCUGAACGACACCCUUCGCAAGUUCUUAGCUGAAUACAAAACACGUAAUGCUUUAAUGCGCGAACGCAUAGAUCUCGAAAGAGCGCGUCUACAGUUUGACAUGGAAGUUUACAGAAGUAGGCAAAUGGAAAAACGUGUUAUAGCAGUGAAUGCUGCCAAUGCUGCUAAUGUCAUGAAUGCUGCCAGCGCUGCUAACGCCAUGAAUACGAAUGCAGCUAAUAUUAUGAAUGUGAAUUCAGCUAAUGUCAUAAAUGCUGCAAACGCUGCAAAUAUCAUGAAUGCUGCAAGUGCUGCUAACGUCAUGACUACGAAUGCAGCUGUAAUGACCAAUGCUAAAAAUGCUGGAAACGUUAGCAAUAACACUAUAACUGUUGGUAAUGCUGGCAAUGGAAAUAAUGCUAAUUUUGGAACGGUCAACGCGUCAAACGCUGCAAAGUCAGCAAAUGUAACUACAGCUAAUAAUGUUGUAAAUGUAACAAGUAAUACUUCUAAUGUCACUACAGUUGCUGCUACAAGUUCUGACGCAGCCAGUACUAGUAAAGCUAACCCUAUAAUCACUAUCAACCCUACGAAUACUGCAAAUACUGGAAACGCUAAUAAUAAUUGCCCUUCUAAUCCUGUCAUGACUCUUAAUCCUAUAACCUCUAGAAAAUUUGGAAAUACUGGAAUCUCUGUUCAAAUUGGAAACGCUAGCGUCGAAAACACUCCUAAUGUUGCUGCAAAUUCGCCUAACGCUGCAAACGUGAAAAAUGUUGAUAAUACUAAUAUUACUAAUACAGAAAGUGCUGAUGAUGCUAAUGCAAAAAUAGAAGACGCUAUGGAUGAAACGUAGUUU